Messenger RNA from Neocloeon triangulifer, 1041 nucleotides. Its product is annotated as low choriolytic enzyme-like. Gene Ontology annotation, molecular function: zinc ion binding; metalloendopeptidase activity. The transcript has 6 exons. The coding region runs from base 30 to 983 and encodes 317 amino acids. Lineage: Eukaryota; Metazoa; Arthropoda; Insecta; Ephemeroptera; Baetidae. The record is from RefSeq and is a predicted model, not a curated record. Gene Ontology annotation, biological process: proteolysis.
UCUUCUGGAACACAACUGCUUUUUCCAACAUGAAGAGUUUCAUUCUCGUAAUUUGUUUUCUUCAACUUUUGGUUGGGAAAUCAAUAGCGGCUCCAUCAUUUUCAACACUGGCAACGGUGACAACCACGGCUAGCAGCGAUGUGGACGAAAAUGAGAAGAAAGCCAGAGAGGAUUUUCGAGAAAUGCAACUUGAAAGUUGGAUUCUGAACCGUGGUUCGCCAGAUGAAAGAUCAGGAAUAAAUUUGGACAAAUGGAAUGCAAGCACUUCUAUGGAUGAUCCUGAGGAAAGAGGUGAUUACUUGGAGGGUGACAUCUUAUUCGAAGACGAUCCCUCAUCUCCAAAAAGCGCCAUUAUGGGUGAAAAUUACCGUUGGCCAAAUGCAAAGGUUUAUGUCAAAUUCUCCAACGUUUUCACCCCAAGCGAUUUAGCCGUCAUUAGGUCCGGAAUGAAGGAAAUUGAAAAGCACACCUGCGUUAAGUUUUUCGACUACAAUCCUGGUGUGGCCAAGGAUUACAUUGAUAUCUCGAGUAACCACACAGGAUGUUUUUCUUCUGUUGGCCGCAGAGGAGGGUCGCAGAGACUAAAUUUGCAACGUCCACGAUGCAUUAAUAAAAAAACUGUAUCCCACGAGUUUAUACACGCUUUGGGCUUCUUUCACGAGCAAUCGCGUGGAGAUAGGGACAAAUACGUACAGAUUUUGUAUAAAAACAUUAAGAACCCCAAUAUUCACAAUUUUGAAAGAAGGGACAGCAAUAAUCUGGGAAGUACAUACGACCCAGAAAGCAUUAUGCAUUACUCUCGAUACGCUUUUGCUAAAAACCCAAAAUUGCCAACUAUAAAUUUCAAGCCACCAUAUCAAGACUUUAAUAAGAAAGUGAUUACUACAAAGAACAGAAAAAUGAGUUCAAUGGAUAUCCAGAAAAUAAAUCGCCUCUACAAGUGCGAGAAAAGUGGUACAAAUGGGAAAAAAAUUAGAUUCUAAAUAUUAUGAUAUUCAAAGUGACAUUUCAUAUUAUUGUUAUGUCUGAAAUAAAAUUCUA